Molecule: messenger RNA, 5946 nt
Organism: Pararge aegeria (speckled wood butterfly)
Lineage: Eukaryota; Metazoa; Arthropoda; Insecta; Lepidoptera; Nymphalidae
Product: zinc finger protein 91-like
Exons: 6
Coding region: 143-5269 (1708 amino acids)
Biological process (GO): regulation of transcription by RNA polymerase II
Cellular component (GO): chromosome; nucleus
Molecular function (GO): DNA-binding transcription factor activity, RNA polymerase II-specific; zinc ion binding; chromatin insulator sequence binding
Source: RefSeq, a predicted model, not a curated record
CUGAACGUUUUGUUACCGCUUUCCUUUCCUUUAUAAAAUGGCGGAGCUUCGAUCGUGUAGCGUCGAUUGCUUCUUUCUUGGUUUAUUCCCAUUAUUUAACUAAUUAAUAAGUUUUAAUGUUAAGCUAGUGUAUUUAGACAUAAUGGAGGGUGUUUUAAGUGAUGGUAUGUGCCGGUGUUGUGCCACGGAAGGCACUUUUAAAGACUUCCAAGUUCCUUACCAAUGGAUGGGUGUAGAAGAAAUUUACGCCAAUAUGUUGAAGGAUUGCUUUGAUAUAACUCUGUCAAUAUCAGAAGAGAUCAACAAUGGAGGUGUAUGCGAGGUGUGCAUCACUCAACUGCGCAAUGCCUGCAACUUCAAACAACAAGUCCAGAAGACUGAAGAGAAAUUUAAGAAGAAAAUAGAGGAAGGUACAUUCAAAGCUGACUCUAUCAAAAUGGAGGUGACGCGGUUUGAUGAUGAUGACUCGAAUCUGUCAGCGGAUGAUUUCUCCAGUCAGGAAUACGAAGUACCAAUAAAAGUGGAGAAAGUUGAGGACAGGCCCAAAAAGCGUCAAGCGGCGUCCAAAGCGUCAACGUCGAAGGCCAAGAAGGCUAAAACGUCCGUCGGAGAACCAUCAGCUAAACGUAACACCCGAGCUUAUACGAAGAUGAAACGAGCACAAUCUGAUUUAUCGGACUUUAAGAAGAACGAGCAUAAUCUCAAAAUUAUAUUACGUCAUUCGAAUUCAAAUCUUAUAAGAAACAAAGUCAGUGGUGGCUACGGAUGCCAGUUUUGCACCGAGGCGCACCCCCAGGCAAAAAAUCUCAAAGAGCAUAAUUUACAAAAACACAAAAUUAGAGAAAUAGUAAAAAGUUUAGAUAGCAAACCUUUAAAGUUUGUAAUGAAACUAGAUAUAACCAAUUUAAAAUGUACAAUUUGUGAUAAAAGUCUGGCGAAACUGGAUGAAUUUAUUGAUCACGUAAAAGCUGAACAUAAUAAAGAAGUUUAUAAAGAUAUCAAGAGUGUUAUCAUACCUUUUAAAUUUGAUACAAAUAAACAGGUAUGCGUCGAAUGUCGUAAAGAGUUUCCAUCUUUCAAAACAUUACUAGAACAUAUGAAUGUCCAUUACAACAACUACAUAUGCCCGGUGUGUGGUAAAGGAUUUGUAGCAGAGCUUCAAUAUGAGAAACACUCAAAAAUGCAUACAACUGAGAUAUUUCAAUGCAACGAUUGCGACAAAGUGUUUGCAGUUAAAGACAGCUUACGUAAGCAUUUGCAAAGAUUGCAUAAGCGUGCCACCAAAAAGAAAGAUAGUGCACAGUCGCGAGCGAAGAAACCAGUCAAUUUAUCAGAAACUAAGAAGAACCAGCAUAAUCUAAGAACAAUAUUGCUUUAUUCCAAUUCAAAUCUUAUAAAAAACAAAACUGUCCUUGGUUAUUGCUGCCAGUUUUGCCCAGAGUAUUUUCCAGAACCGAAACUACUUAAAGAGCACUUUUUAAGAGAACACAGGCUCAAAGAGUUAGUCAGAGGUAUAACUCGCAAUCUAUUUGACUUUGCCGUAAAAUUAGAUAUAACCGAUUUAAAAUGCACCGUCUGCAACAAAAAUCUUGAUACACUGAGAGAUUUUUUCGAUCAUAUUAAAGCGGCACACGACAUAGGAGUGUACAGAAAACUGAAAAGCGCAAUCGUUUCAUUUAAAUUUGACACAGAAAAGUUAACGUGCAUCGAAUGCUUUAAGGAGUUUCCUAAUUUCAAACGCUUACUGCAACACAUGAAUGUGCAUUUCAGCAACUUCAUAUGCCCGAUCUGUGGUAAAGCAUUCCUAACUGCUAAUCUAAAUAAACACCACGUGAGAAGGCACAAGACCGAGGAAUUCACUUGCAAAUAUUGCGACAAAGUGUAUGGGAAUCAAGAGAAGUUAACAAACCACCAGAGAAGAGUGCAUCUGGGUUUUUAUAAAAGGAACAAAUGCGGUGUCUGCGACGAAAGGUUCGAGGACUACGCGCACAAAGUCAACCAUAUGGUCGAAGCACACGGGGCACCUGUAGUUCUCUUGAAAUGCCAUUUAUGCGAUAUGAGCUACACAGACCAGAGGCGACUGACGACUCACAUAAAGAAAGAUCACAAUUUGGAGAGGAAGUACGAGUGCGACCAGUGCGACCUGGACUUUUACAGUUCCUCUACGCUGAAGCGGCAUAUGGUGAAGCAUACUGGUGCGAGAAUUUACAAAUGCGACGUUUGCUUGAAGUCGUACGGCACGCAGAACAUUUUGAGGGAGCACAAGCGUAGCCACGCAGACGAUCGCAGGUUUAAAUGCGAUCAGUGCGACAAAGCGUUUGUCCAGAAUUCCACUUUGAAGAAUCACAAGCGCGCGAUGCACGGUGCGCCGUCCACUCGUGUCAGGGCUACGCGAUCUUCUAAGAAGAAAAACGUUAGCUCUAUGCAAGAUGAAGAUGAGCAGAUACAAGAAAAAAUAUUGGAAGACGACAGCUCAGAUAUGGAUGGAGAAAUACAAGAAGAAAUAUUGGAAAACGAGACUAAUAUUUACCACGAGCAACAAGUUAGCUCAGAUAUAGAUGAAGAAAUGCAGGAAGAAAUGUUGGAAAACGAGAAUAAUAUUUACCAUGAGCAACGAGUAAGCUCAGAUAUGGCUGGAGAAAUACAAGAAGAAAUAUUGGAAAACGAGAAUAAUAUUUAUCAUGAGCAACAAGUAAGCUUAGAUAUGGAUGGAGAAAUACAAGAAGAAAUAUUGGAAAACGAGAAUAAUAUUUACCAUGAGCAACAAGUAAGCUCAGAUAUGGCUGGAGAAAUACAAGCAGAAACUCUGGAAAACAGCGAAACGGACCUCUCUAAGACAAAAAUGAGUUCCGAUAUGGAUAAAAACAUAAAAGAAACGAUAUUAGAAAACAAGAAGAAGAACCACCAUAAUCUUAAAAUGAUUUUACUUUAUUCGAAUUCAAGUAUAAUAAAAUACAAAGAUGGCAUCGGUUACAGCUGCCAGUUUUGCACGAAAUAUUUUCCGGAAGCGAAACAUCUUAAGGAACAUUUUUUACUAGAACACAAAAUCUUAGAUAUAAUAAAACUUGCAAGAUAUACAACACUAUUUAAUCUUAUGAUUAAAGUAGACAUAACUGAUUUAAAAUGUACACUUUGUAACCAAAGUCUUGAUAAACUCGAAGACUUUCUUGAUCAUAUUAAUGCUGAUCAUCAUAUUGAAGUUCACAAAAAUUUCAAAACUGUAAUCGCACCUUUUAAAUUUGAUACAGAUAAAUUUGUGUGUGUCGAAUGUUGUAAGGAAGUACGGAAUUUCAACAUAUUAGUGCACCAUAUGCAAACACAUUUUAACAAUUGCGUAUGCGCUGUAUGUGGGAGAGGAUUCGUGAGCGACCGCAUGUUUAUGCAACAUCUUAAAAGUCAUGAUCCCCAAGAUUUUAAAUGUGAUGUUUGUCAAAAAGCAUUUACAACAAAAGAUAAGUUACGUGUUCAUUUAGGUAGAGUACAUGGUUUUGGUGGGAUGUCUAAUAAAACAAAAUUCUUUAGACCAAUGCCACGGAAGGAAAAAAAACUACGACAGAACCUAUCAGAAAACAAAAAGGACCUUCACAAUAUCACAAUAAUAUUACUUUAUUCGAAUUCAAAUCUAAUAAGAAACAAAGAUGACCUUGGGUACAGCUGCCAGUUUUGCACAAAACAGUAUCCGACUCCGAAGAAUCUUAAAGAUCAUUUUUUAAAAGAGCACUUCGUUUUAGAUGUAGUUGAACAUAUAAAUGCCAAAUUAUUUGAUGCCAUGAUUAAAGUAGACAUUACUGAUUUACAAUGUACACUUUGUGAUACCAAUCUUAAUGAACUGGAAGACUUUGUUGAGCAUAUAAAAGCUGAUCAUAAUAUUGAAUUUUAUAGAGAUUUUAAUAGUGGAAUCGUACCUUUUAGAUUUGAUACUGAUAAAUUACUAUGCGUCUUAUGCUCUAAGGAGUUUCCCAAAUUCAAAAAUUUAGUGGAACAUAUGAAUCAGCAUUACGACAACUGUAUAUGCGAAGUGUGUGGCAAAGGAUUCGUAACAGGACGUCUGCAUGCACAACAUGUUAGAAGGCAUAAAACAAACCAAUUAACGUGUUAUAUUUGCGACAAAGUUCUUAGAACCAAAGGAACGUUACGAGCUCAUGUGAAAAAUGUACAUUACGGUUUACGUGCUCCCAGAAAGAAAAAAAAACAAAUAGAUACAGAACUAUGUCAAAAAUUACCAGUAAAUAAGAAGGACAAUCACAAUCUCAUAAAAAUAUUAUCGUAUUCGAAUUCAAAUCUGAUAAGAAACAAAGAUGACCGCGGAUACGGAUGCGAAUUCUGCACAAAACAAUUUUCAGAAGCGAGUAUCCUCAAAAAACAUUGCUUAAAAAAACAUAAAGUAUCAGAAAUAAUAAAGUUUUUAAAUAAAAAGUCUUUUGAAAACACAAUGAAACUAGACAUAACUGAUUUGAAAUGUACUCAUUGCGACCUGAAUGUUAGUAAACUGGAACACUUUAUAGAUCAUAUCAAAGCUGAGCACAAUGUUGAAGUAUAUAAUAAUUACAAAACAAAGAUCGUACCUUUUAAAUUUGAUACGGAUAAAUUUUUAUGCGUGGAAUGUUGCAAGGAGUUCACGAAUUUCAAGCUUUUACUUGAACAUAUGCAGGUACAUUUCAAAAACUACGAAUGCUCUGUGUGCGGAAAAGGAUUCAUAACAAGCCGUCUGUUCACGCGACACGCAAGAAGACAUAUGGCCAAGGAACUGAAAUGUGAAAUUUGCGACAAAGUGUUUGGCGAUAAAGAAAAGUUGGGAAAUCAUCUAAGAACAGUGCAUUUAGGAAAGAAUAAAAGAAAUAAGUGCAACAUUUGCAACGAAAGGUUUGCAUAUCACUCGCACAAGCUUCGUCACAUGGUCAAAGCCCAUGGAGCGCCGGAACUGAAAUUGAAAUGCCAUUUAUGCGAUAGAGUUUAUAAAUACCAAAAGCGGUUGACGGUUCAUAUAAAACACGAUCACCAUUUAGUGCGAAAUUUUAAAUGCAAUCUGUGCGAAUUGUCUUUUGUCGAUUCAGCUAAGCUGAAGAUGCAUAUGACGAAGCAUACUGGAGUAAGAGAGUACCAAUGUGACGUUUGUUUGAAGUCGUACCGAAGAAAGGAUACUCUUGUCGAACAUAUGAAAAUUCACGAGAAUGAUCGUAGGUUCGUUUGCGAUUAUUGUGGGCAGAGCUUCGUGCAGAAAUGCAGUUUAAGGAAUCAUAUUCAAAUACAGCAUGGUAUAAGCAUUUAGGUUGUGAGCAUGUGUGCGUAAGUUUGUGUGUCUUCUUCGUGCAGUCAGGCUGAUCGGGAGUACGGUCAUCAAGAUAUCGCCUCUUUGCCAAAUACUUCAGCACGGUUUAUACGAAGCCAGUGGUUUACGUAAGUUUAAAAGACAAGCCACGGCUUGGCCGUUUUUAUUUAUCGAGUCAUUCCUCGUUUCUUCACGUUCAGAUCAGCAUAGAGUUGUCACCAGCCCUACGCUUUCUGCGGUUGUUGUACAAGGUACGGCGACUUAGGGAGUACAAUGGGGACUGGGCAGCCACAUGUUUCUGCUAGAAUCUACUGCGAUCACCAAUCUGUCUGCAAAGCGUGGUGAUUAUGGGCAAAUACCUUGGAAAAGGUCUUUAGCCCAGCAGAAAAAACUACGUCGCGCGGCGCAAAGCGUUACAGACUUGCUUGGCUUCGAAUCUAUCUGCUUCUCUGUAAACUUUUCUUUAACUCUUCUUGGCGUAUUGACUUUCAUACCAUUAUAUAUAGAUGUAGGGUGUGAGUCUUCUUCGAGUACCCAGGUUGUCAGGAGUACGGGAAUCAAGGAAUUUCCUUCCUAACCUAGAUUUAGUUCCUAAAACCUAUGCUUUCCUAGUACCUAUUGAUUUUACGCUCUUGCCAUCUUAGCUUUAAGCAGAGUUAUUGGCAUUUUUUAUUUUA